GAUUCCGGUUCUCAGGGCGACUUCAUUCACCCAUGCAUGGUGAAGGAAGCCCGCUUACCCACGACAGGGUCUCCGACUCCCAUCUCCGUUACCCUAGGGGAUGACAAGACCCAGCGCUUCUUCGAUCAGACGGUCACCGACCUCCCCUUCUUCCUCACUCUCGAGCCGACUGAUCGUUCCCCGGCGUCUCGUCACCACCGCUCCUCUGCACAUUUCGAUGUGAUGGAGACGGGGUACGACUUCAUUCUCGGCACUCCGUGGUCUCGUCGGUUCCGCAGCACCGAGGCCGAUUGGGCGACCAACACUCUCGUUCUCAAAACGAAGUGUGGACAGACGUAUCGCGUACCUUUCAUAGGUACCACGGCGACACCACGCCCCGAUCCUCCUCCCCCGGAGCCUUCAAUGCCCACACCAUCUCCCUCUAUCACUGUCACCUCGCCUCGGCAGUUCGCUCACUUCAUUCGACAGAACGACGUCACCUUCUUUAUGGUGGACGAGACGGAUCUCUUACACUAUGAUCCACGCUGUCCCAACGCCGAGCUCAUCCCUCUGGAGCCAGAUCCUCCCUCUAUCUCCAUGGCUCCCAUAUCUACUUCCGUCCCUCCGCCGUCCGUCGAGUCCAUCCCGUCGUCGUGCACUGACGCUGACGUUGAGGAACUCGCACGAUAUACGGCUGACUUGGAGCCCGCAGUUCGUGACCUCAUCCGAGAGUACCACGACGUUUUCCCAUCGUCGUUCUCGUACGCCGACAUCCCACAUAUGCAUGACGUCGAGCACUCCAUUCAACUUGUGCCUGACUAUCGUGUUCACCACCAGCCACCCUACAGACUCUCGAUCCCCAAGGCCACCGAACUCAAGCGUCAGCUUGAGGAGCUCCUGAGACUGGGUUUCAUUAAACCCAGCAACUCCCCGUGGCGAGCCUCCGUCCUCUUUGCUCGCAAAGCGGACAGAACUCUCCGUCUCUGCAUCGACUAUCGCGGUCUCAACCGCUACACGGUUAAGAACAGCUACCCCAUGCCUCGUUCCGAUGAGCUGUUCGACCGCCUAGCAGGCAACCGCUUCUUUACGAAGAUUGAUCUUCGUAGCGAGUGUCCCACCUGUCCGGAGGUGAACAGUGUGAACCACCUGCCUUAUGGUUUGCUCCAGCCUCUUCCUAUCCCUGAGGGUCGUUGGCACUCCAUCUCGAUGGACUUUAUUGGUCCUCUUCGUCCUCCGACCCCUCGCGGUCAUGAUGCUAUCCUGGUCGUCGUCGACCGCUUCACGAAGCGUGCACGCUUUGUUCCGUGCCGCUAUGCCAUCAGUGCACGUGAGGUCGUUGACAUCGUGUUUGACCGAGUCGUGCGUGACCACGGCUUACCUCUGAGCAUCAUAUAUGAUCGUGACCCGCGUUUUACCAGCCGAUUCUGGCGACGGCUCCACGAGGUUUACGACACCCAUCUCCGCUUCUCCUCGUCUUACCAUCCUCAGACUGAUGGUCAGACCGAGAUCACGAACAUGAAUCUCGGAGAUAUUCUUCGAAAGAUUGUUCGUGACGACCAGCAGUGGGAUCUUCAUCUUGCCCACGUGGAGAUAGCCUACAACCACGCCGUCUCGCCAGCCACGGGGAUGUCGCCUUACUAUUGCGACCUCGGCUAUCACCCUCGUGUUCUCGCGGACUUCCUUCGACCGUCCCAGCUGCACCCCGACACGAGUUGUCCCGCGCUGGACGAUUGGGUUGCACACAUGACGCCGAUCAUGAAGACCGCACAUGAGUACAUAGCCGCUUCCCAGACUCGCAUGGCAGCACGUGCGAACCGAUCGAGGAUGGAUCAUCCAUUCAAAGUCGGUGAUGAUGUGCUUAUCGACGCCCGCCACUUACAGCUCGAAGCGGACACGCUUCGCAGGUUUUGGCGUCGCUUUUUUAGUGCCUGCCGCAUCCUCCAGGUCGUCGGUUUUGAUACGGCAUCUAGCCCGGUCAGCUUUCGUGUGAAGCUGCCCGACUACCUACGCCAGGCUCGUGUGCAUGAUGUCUACCACGUCUCGUUACUGCGUCCUUACCGCAGACCGUCUGAGCGUUUCGCUAGACGACCAUACGAGCGCCCUCCACCCAUUAUGGUGGACGACCACAAGGAGUUCUUCGUUUUCGACAUCAUUGGUCGCCGAGUCACCGACGACAACCCUCCCCACGUUGAGUAUCUUGUACGUUGGAAGGGUUACCCUGAUGAGGAGGCUACCUGGGAGCCCCUCGAGCACUUGCAGCACGCUCGCAUGUUGGUGCGUGCUUAUGACCGUGCUCAUCGUGCUGGAUUCACUGCUCCUCCUCAGCCCACUGACCCUCCUCCUUCUCCCCCGGGUGAGGAGACCGCUGAAGUCGAGCCUGCUCCAUCUGAGGCAGACCUUCAGCAGCAGCCAGAUGAUUUUGAGCGUCCACAGCGCACUCGUCGUCGUCCUGCUCAAUACGACGAUUGACUCUGACUUACCUUCCCACGUCCUUGACUUCUCAGUACUCCAUCCACUCCAGUUUUGCUACUUCGGCUCGUCGACGUUGCGGCUCUUCCUCGAC
Messenger RNA from Chara braunii, 2542 nucleotides. NCBI's taxonomy places the organism in Eukaryota, Viridiplantae, Streptophyta, Charophyceae, Charales, Characeae. The record is from the annotation of a GenBank genome assembly.